Molecule: messenger RNA, 481 nt
Organism: Staurois parvus
Lineage: Eukaryota; Metazoa; Chordata; Amphibia; Anura; Ranidae
Source: the annotation of a GenBank genome assembly
GGAAUCCCUGUCAAUUUUUUACUGUUACAGAUAUUUCCUUUCACUUGUCUAGGUGACAAUGUCAAGGCACCCUUUAAAAUUAUGGACAGCCCCGAUGCACCCUUUCAAAAUAUGGACAACCCCGAUGCACCCUUUAAAAUUAUGGACAGUCCCUGAGGCACCCUUUAAAAUUAUGAACAGUCCUGAGGCACCCUUUAAAAUUAUGGACAGUCUUGAUGCACCCUUUGAAGUUAUGGACAGUCUUGAUGCACCCUUUAAAAUUAUGGAGAGUCCUGAGGCACCCUUUAAAAUUAUGGACAGUCUUGAUGCACCCUUUAAAAUUAUGGAGAGUCCUGAGGCACCCUUUAAAAUUAUGGACAGUCUUGAGGCACCCUUUAAAAUUAUGGACAGUCUUGAGGCACCCUCUAAAAUUAUGGACAGCCCUGAGGCACCCUUUAAAAUUAUGGACAGUCUUGAGGCACCCUUUAAAUUUAUGGACAGU